CCGCUCCCACUGCUUAUUAGUGCUGUCUCCCUCUGCACGAGCGCAUUGUGCUCUGCUGAUUCAGUGCCUUACGCAUCUUCUUAACGCCGCCGGCACAGACCGCAACGCCUGAACACUUCACCCCAAAACCACCACAAUGGACAAAAUCGCCGUCGCAUACAAAGAAAAGAUGAAGGAGCUGUCCAUGUUCUCCCUCAUAUGCUCCUGUUUUAACUCGAGGCCACAGAAAAACCUGGACGCCAAGAAAGACUACAUGGAGGUGAAGCCCAUAAACAAACGGGCUUCGGGUCAGGCCUUUGAGUUGAUCCUGAAGCCCCCUUCCCCUGUGUCAGAUGUGGCACAUAGUAUUGUAACUCCUCCCAAAAAGAGGAACAUCUCUCUGGAUGACAUUCAGAAGAAACUGGAAGCUGCAGAAGACCGCAGGAAAUCUCAAGAAGCACAGGUUCUGAGAGCUCUGGCUGAGAAACGGGAUCAUGAGCGUGACGUGCUGUUCAAAGCCAUGGAGGAGAACAACAACUUUAGCAGAAUGGCAGAGGAAAAGCUCAUUAUGAAAAUGGAGCAAAACAAUGAGAACCGCAGGGCUUACCUGGCGGCCAUGUUGGAACGCCUGCAUGAGAAGGAGCAACACGCUGCUGUGGUCCGCAGAAACAAGGAGCUGAAAGAAGAGAUUACAGCGUGAAAGCAUCCUGUCCUCACCUUUCCUCACUCCGCUCAUCAGCUUUCUUAUCCUCCUCUUACACACACACACACACACACACACACACACACACACACACACACACACACACACACACACACACAGUCAGUACCUAGCAAGUAACAUUUAAUUGUCUUGCUUGAUUUCAUAGCUUAUGACAGAUUAUUUUGUAAAUAUAAUCAUAUAACUUUUAGAUUAAACUACAACAAAAAGAGAUAUCAUUUGUUUAUUUAAGCGUUUUGAAGAUUCUGGAAUAAGUGAUGGUUAGUCUCGAUGUGACAAAUGCAAACAAAGACACACUGGGACACUCCCAGCAUCCACACAUGCACUCGCACACAUACUCACACACAUUCACACAUACACAUACACACAGAUGCACAUAAAUAUACAAGAAACCGUACAGUGUAUUUAUGCUUAUAUACAAUAUAAUCAUGACAUUGCACUUCCAUCUUCUGAAUGAAGCAGCCUUGUUCAAGCUUAACACAUUCUUCAUCUGCAGCAACACAUCCUGAGCCACCUUCUGGACUUAAUAGUAAAUGCAAAAUGUUUAGUCUUCUUACAUGCCCUUUUUAUAUAACUCAUAAGAGCAUGUUUUUUCUCACCUUGACUUCUUCUUCUAACGUUGGCUUUUAUUUUUCCGAACACGAACGCAGUGAGUGAUUUUUAUUUCCAGCAGGACACUUCAUAAGAUGUCAAAUGCCAUAUUAUUCCGCUAUAUAUUCUGCUAACGUAACUAUUGUAAAAUCAAAUUUCAUCUGCUUACAUCCAGCCAUUGCGGAGGAGUGACUAAUCAUUUGUGUAAAUCUGAAUGAGUGUUUGUGUGCGUGUAUGUAUGAGUGUGUGUGUGUGUGUGUCCAUGUUACAGUGGCUAAGCUUCUGUGACCAUUCUCUGUGGAAGUGAGGUGGAAACAGAAUAUGCAUUGAAUGUUUUUUUUGUCUUUUCUUUUCUUUCUUUCUUUUUUUUUAAUGUAAUGAUUUCCUCAAAAAAUAUGCCUGCCUGCAUCUUCUGCUGUGUAAAUUGUGUUUUCCCUUCAUUUCGCUGUGUGCAAAAUUUGGUGAAUAAAGAUUUGGGGUUCUGUGAA
Silurus meridionalis is the source of this 1779-nucleotide messenger RNA. It is a transcript of the gene stmn2a, whose product is annotated as stathmin 2a. Bases 137 to 679 code for a protein of 180 amino acids. The transcript has 5 exons. Gene Ontology annotation, molecular function: tubulin binding. NCBI's taxonomy places the organism in Eukaryota, Metazoa, Chordata, Actinopteri, Siluriformes, Siluridae. Gene Ontology annotation, cellular component: cytoplasm; growth cone; neuron projection. The record is from RefSeq and is a predicted model, not a curated record. Gene Ontology annotation, biological process: regulation of microtubule polymerization or depolymerization; neuron projection development; microtubule depolymerization.